Drosophila rhopaloa is the source of this 1214-nucleotide messenger RNA. RefSeq names its product histone deacetylase 11 (gene HDAC11). Bases 110 to 1159 code for a protein of 349 amino acids. Gene Ontology annotation, molecular function: histone deacetylase activity. The record is from RefSeq and is a predicted model, not a curated record. The transcript has 2 exons. Lineage: Eukaryota; Metazoa; Arthropoda; Insecta; Diptera; Drosophilidae.
ACCCCCAGCCCCAAACAUCCGGAAGUGCAUUUUCUAGCUGCGUAGCAAAUUCAACUGGUGUCGAACGGAUGUAAUCCACGGGCGUUAAACGCUUAACUGGCCAAUAACGAUGAAGCGCUUGACCGAGCGAGUGCACCACGAGGAGAUCGAGUCCGAGGAGGUGGUCUGGGUGAGGCGGGAGGACGCCCGCUCCGCCAGCAAGCUGCCCAUCGUCUACUCCAGGAAGUAUGCGGUGCGCUUCGCUGGCCUUGAACGCCUACACCCCUUCGACGCGGCCAAGGGCAAGCACAUCGAGAAGCUCCUGUGCGCCGAGUUGCAGCUGGACGGCGGCAGCUUCUACGAGCCCAAGGAGCUGAGCAAGGAGCAGCUGCGCCGCAUCCACACCAGGGACUACCUGAAGUCCCUGGAGUGGAGCAUGAAUGUGGCCUGCAUCGCGGAGGUGCCGCUGAUGGCAUUUGUCCCGAACCGCUACAUUCAGCGGUCCUAUUUGCGUCCCAUGCGCUUCCAGGCGGCCGGCUCCAUUUUGGCCGGCAAGCUGGCCUUGGACUACGGGUGGGCCAUAAACCUGGGCGGCGGGUUCCACCACUGCUGCUCCUACAGGGGCGGCGGGUUCUGCCCCUAUGCCGACAUCUCGCUGCUCAUCGUCCGGCUGUUCGAGCAGGAACCGUCACGGGUGCGCCGCAUCAUGAUUGUGGAUCUGGACGCCCACCAGGGCAACGGGCAUGAGCGCGACUUCAGCAACGUGGCAGCCGUCUACAUUCUGGACAUGUACAAUGCGUUCGUCUACCCGAAGGAUCACGUGGCCAAGGAGAGCAUCCGCUGUGCCGUGGAGCUGCGGAACCACACGGAGGAUGCCUUCUACCUGAGACAGCUGAGGCGCUGCCUGAUGCAGUCCCUGGCCGAGUUCCGCCCCGACGUGGUCAUCUACAAUGCGGGCACCGAUGUGCUCUGUGGGGAUCCCCUGGGCAACCUGGCCAUUUCGGCGGAGGGCGUCAUGGAGCGGGAUCGGUUGGUGUUCAGCACAUUCCGCUCGUUGGACAUUCCGGUGGUGAUGUUGCUCAGCGGGGGCUACUUGAAAGCAUCCGCCGGGGUCAUCGCCGACUCCAUUGUUAAUCUACGGCAGCGGGGAUUACUGAAUUAUAGGAAUCAAAGUAUUUAAGAUUUUGUAUUACCAAGGUAGGAACAUAUAAACUAUGGAAAUUGUCAAUUUUUGA